ACAUACAUACGGCUAUGCAAACAAUAUAGUACUGAAUGACAUCAAGUUACUUUUGUGCUUUAAAAUUCAUUGAAAUUUGUGAGAGCCGAGAGUAGACACACAGAUUAAAAGAGACAGAAGCAUGAGACAUAGUUUUCUUUCUACAUAGUCUUCUCCACUUUUUUCGUUGUUGGUCUAAAGUCUUCACAGUUUCACAAUUGUUAUCUACUUUUUCCUCUUUAUUCUGCGUUCUCUUUUUUUUGCUACUAUCUUACAACAGCUGCUACUGGUCAUUUUUUGAAGAGGCGUUGUAACUGAUGGACGACACAAUGGCCACCGCACAGCUAAACAGAAGUAGAACGUUAAGAAAACUCGAAAAACCUCCACCGCUCAAACUGAAGCAGCACCGCCACACAACCGUCGAUGGCCGGAUCACAACUGUCGAAGACAUAGUUUCCCUGAUUGACAAUGUCGCCAUACAUCUCACUAAUGGUUACUUUGACAGAACGCUGCAAAUGAACGUGAUUACCAUGUGCAACCACGUCAAGCUUUACGCUCAUCAGUUGGAAGCUAUCUAUAAAGAUCAGCUGGAUAGAGCCUUUGUGGCUAUCAGAAACGGUAGUCAAGACGAAAGGCUGAACGUGACGACCAGGGUAUACCUCUUGGAGCUAAUUGAACUUAGAGCCAAACAAUGGCGCCACACUGAUGCAAUGGACUCAUAUUAUUGCCAUAAACUCUCUCAAAUAGACAGUCAGGGAGAGUUGGCUCCAACCGCUGAGACUCCGACAAAUCUGCUGACUUCUCCCUUGCUACCAUUGGCGUCGCCAACAGCAGCCCCGGUGCUUAAUCCUGGAGAGGUGAUAAAAAACAGUGGUAAAUUUGCAAAACCAACACGCAUACCGGGGAAAAACUAUUGCAAGGAUGAAGUGGUUAUUCGUAACAGUGAUUCUGGAAAAGUGAUGGGGAUAAAGGGGAGGCGAGUACACAUGAUAGAAGAGCUCAGCGAGACAAUCAUCUCCUUCCAACGAGUGAACCCUGGAGCCAAAGAACGACUCGUCCAAAUAACUGGAACUUCCGAAGACAAGAUAAACUAUGCUAAGGAUCUGAUCAAAGAUACAAUACAACGAAAUGCAUCACCAAUUAGAUUAGAGCAGGGUGGAAGUGACAAGGGUGGUAUGGGCGGAUCUAGUUCAUCUCUGAAUAGCAGUGCAUCAGAUGAAAGCAACAGACUUCAGCAACACCAUCAGCAGCAACAGAAUGCUCUUCGAUCUCGCUCCUCGCUACUCCAUAGCUUUUCUACAAGUGAUGCUAGCAUUGGCGAGUAUAAAUAUACGGUUACAGUUGGUAACCAUUCUCUUAAGAUCACCGGUUCCAACCUUGACGUCGUUAGGACUGCAAAGCUUGUCCUUGACGAAUAUUUCUCCGGCGAUUCUGAGCAUUUUGCAAGUGGCAUUGAAUACUUCAGUUUCGAAGAAGAAACUACCUAUGCUCAGGUUGCCCCAGUGACUCCACUUGUCCCUCUCACACUCGGAAACAUAGCCACGAUAGGAGACCGCAAGCUCAGCAUGGACAGUGUAGCUACUUCGGAAAGCGAAGAAACAUACAAGCCGCGUCCUAAUUCUGGACUUGAUCCAACGACUGCUGCUGAAAGCAGAGAGCUUACCUACGAGUUUCUGCUGCAGUGUGCUGCAGGGCCAUAUGCAAAACGGGCCCCAGCCGAUUGGGCCAGGAUCCAAAAGGACUGUCCCAGCAUAGUACGAAAGCAGGCCUCGAUAACAUUUUUUGAACCAGAGACCUACAAGGCCCGAGUUGCAUCUGCAGGUCUAGUCAUGGUUAUUCCAGCAAGCGAAACGGAAAACGAAGUUGAGUGAAAAGCAAGCUUAGAAAGACGAUUUUGAUUAAAGGGCUGGAGAUUUUCAGAUCUAAAAAGCAUUGAAGCGGUGCUGGUUUGAUCUUUGCAAAUUGGGACCGCAUAGACAAUGAUUUUUUUUCUUCUGUAAGUAUGAUGUGAACUACGUGAAAUAUUAGUAUAAUACCUCGUUAUGAUGUCAAUCAUGAAAGAGAAAUAGAGCAAAGUCUCACCUUGUAAUUGUUGCUCAGGCAGUUUAUUUAAUUGGCUUCGGUGAUGUCGUUGCCACUUUGAAACGGCAAUGAUUAUGUCUUUAAGUUACACGUAGGUAGCUAUAAAGAAGAUAGGAUUCUAUGAAGAUCCAAACUGACUACUGGAGGAUCUUUGGGCACAACGGAAGUUUGUUUCAUGCCCAAGAAUCGGCUUCUGCAAUCGGCACCCUCACCCAGAACUUGUAUACAAUAAUAUUUUCGAACUCAAAAUGAAUAUCUAUUUGUUUGUUUGUUUGUUGCCCAAAGGUAUUCCGGUUUUUUUUUCUUCAAAUUUCAUGCAACAGUAAAAGGUCUUACACCGAUCAAUGAUUCAGCAUAGCCUAGUCUGAAUUUUGAUGAGAAGAGUGGAAAAAAAAUCAAAUGAUAAGAUGCACAAGAGAACGAUUUUAUCUACAAAUAUCCAAACACUAUUUACUCGACGUUACAUAACUAAUACCAAAAAUAUUCAUGAAAUGAUGUUACAUUAUCUAUGUAAUGAGAGUUUGAUUACUAGAAACGUAUUCGUCACUAUUCAGGCGCAUGAUAUUGGUAGAAUGAAGUAUUCUAAAUAGCUUGACGACUGCCGUUUUGUGGCUGCAAAAUUUCAUUUUUUCAAAAUUCAUUUUUUUUUCUUCCUAAUUCUCACAGCCUCCGAAUUUAACACAGCGUUAUCAAGUACAUUGCAUUAUUAUGAAGAUGUUUAUUCUGCCACCAGAGUUCUGAAGAAAUCUAAAAAAAACACGAAAAUUCAGUCGAAUGUUCGUUGCCAUGGAUGUAAGUAUUAAAAUGUUUUAAUCAUAACCAGAUUUGGAUAAUUUCGCCUAAUAGCAAAAACAGGACAAAUUGAUGAUUUAUCAAUAACAAUUGCUUUUUGCGAUUGUAUAAAUUUUUCCCCCGACUCAUUCGUAUGUCUCGGAUACAUAAAAUUUAUUGUUACUUACUGUAUUUUGCUUCGCUAUUUGACGAACAAAAACUCGUUCUGCUCUAUUUUUAUCACGUGCAUAUUAUUAUGCACUCAAUUCAAUCACGUAUCCAUACAUGCAUUUUAGUAUUUAGUAUAGAAUUUGUAAUUCACAUGAUUAUGUUUUACGUUUUGCCUUUAUUAUUUAUCCUCUUUUCUAAUUUAUUACAUAUUUAAUAUUUAUUACAAUGUUGUCGUUAUGGUACGUUGUUGAUAAAACGAAGUAUUCCCAACGAGCAGGCCGAAUCGCUCCAAAAAAUGUCAGACUUUCAUUCAAAAUCAAUCAAGUUCUAGUAAUCACGAAUGGAAAGCUAUUUGUAAAUUCAAAUAAAAUAAGAAUCAACUUUUCCAACGGUACCGUACGAAUUUCGGUAAGAAUCCAAUCGCAGCGUCUCGUUGGGCAAUAAAAGCUACGUAUCUGUGUUUUUAAGAUAAUUCUAAAUACUUAGUAACCCAAAUUUGUAAAACUGCGAAUGUAUUAUUAUUUUAGAUCUUGUUUUCUUUCAUAUCGAUCGAGAGCGGCAAUUACUUUUAUUGAUUGUAUAUGAAGUCUCGUUCAUCUCCGUCUAAUGGUGACGAUUCGUGAUAUUUCUUUCCCUCCCUUUUGGUUCGAAAGUUUCCAGAGAUAAAAAUGUAGAUUAUCAUUUAUUCUUAUUCGCAUCGUUUUCAAUUCUUAGUUAUGGCAAUAAUAAAUCUGUUAUGCUUAUUGGACCUAUAAAAUACUGAAAACAAAUAUUUUUGUAAUCAAUCGAGGAUUUUUUUGUAAAUUAAAAGAAAUAACAAAAGACGAAAACAAAUUUCCCCUUCUCUUUCAGGCUUUUUUGAGCGCCUUUAAUAUCUUGAAACGUUUUUGCUUCAAGUAAAAAAAAUCUAUGCAACACAAGCUCCCCAUUUAAGAAUUAUAAUUGCACGUUACAACGAAGAUACAUUAGUGGUCAAAUAGUUUUGAAAUUGUCAUUAGAAUGUAAAAAUGUGUGCAGAAAUAAAGAAAUCAAUCAUCUUAAA
This is a messenger RNA of Athalia rosae (coleseed sawfly), 4045 nucleotides long. It is a transcript of the gene mxt, whose product is annotated as eukaryotic translation initiation factor 4E-binding protein Mextli. The coding region runs from base 297 to 1850 and encodes 517 amino acids. The record is from RefSeq and is a predicted model, not a curated record. Lineage: Eukaryota; Metazoa; Arthropoda; Insecta; Hymenoptera; Athaliidae. Gene Ontology annotation, cellular component: cytoplasm; RNA cap binding complex. The transcript has 11 exons. Gene Ontology annotation, biological process: regulation of formation of translation initiation ternary complex; positive regulation of translation. Gene Ontology annotation, molecular function: RNA binding; eukaryotic initiation factor 4E binding; translation initiation factor activity.